AUCAAAGUGCGUUGGGGAAAAUCAUAAAGUAAAAAUUAUAUUCCUGAUAAAAAUCAUUUGCGUAUCCGGAAAAAAAUUAAAAGUAUGGGUUUGGACGAAGUAGGAAAAUGCGUUGCUCCAGGACAUAGUGGGGAAUGGAAUUCACUGUAUUUUAUCCUAGGCGUAAUUUUAAUGCCAGUUGCUUUGCCUUUUGUUCUGAUGAAAUAUUUUUAUCGACUCCGAAUUAAAAGAUACCGCAAUGAAUUAGCUGAAAAGGUUGUACUGAUAACUGGGGCAAGCUCUGGUUUGGGAGAAUCUUUGGCACAUACAUUUUACAAAGCCGGCUGCAAAAUAAUAAUAGCAGCAAGACGAAUUGAGGAAUUGGAACGCGUUAAAAAAGAUUUACUAGCCUUAGAUGUGGGCACCGUUACAUUUCCUCCAGUUAUCAUACCUUUGGACUUGGCCGAAUUAAAGGAUAUUCCCAUUUUCGCUCAAAAAGCAUUAGAUGUUCACAAUCAAAUUGAUAUACUUAUUAACAAUGGUGGUAUAAGUGUUCGAGCAACAGCUCUUUCCUCUGCUGUGGACGUUGAUUUAAAAUUGAUGGUCGUCAAUUACUUUGGCUCAGUAGCUUUGACUAAAGCUAUAUUACCAUCAAUGUUAAAGCGGAAAAAUGGACAUAUUUGUUUCAUAAGUUCAGUACAAGGAAAAUUUGCUCUACCUUAUCGUUCGGCGUAUUCUGCUUCCAAACAUGCUUUGCAAGCAUUUUCGGACUCUCUGCGUUCAGAGGUAGCUAACAAGGGAGUUCAUGUGACAUGCAUAAGUCCAGGAUACAUACGCACACAACUGUCUAUGAAUGCAUUGACGGCUAGUGGAGAAACUUAUGGAAAAAUGGAUAAGACAACAAGUUCUGGAAUGCGUCCAGAAAAAGUAGCUAAUCGUAUUUUACAUGCAAUUUUAUGCAAAGAAAAAGAUAUAAUGAUCUCAGAUUUACAAGCGAAAUUUGCAUAUUACGCUCGAUAUAUAUGGCCAUCCUUUUACUUUUGGAUAAUCGAAAAACGCGCACUGAGACUGGAAAGAGAGGAAGUUGCUGAGCAAAAGAAAGAAAAAUGAGCAGGCGGAAUAUCUCACCGAAAUAUAUUAUUGAACAACAACUGUGGAGGAGGGGUUAGAGUAGUGUCCUAAAACUUUAUUUGAUUUCAAAUAAGACUAAAACGCACACCACAGACAUCAGGAGCAAAGCUAUACGCGUCAUUAAAAUAUAUGUAAAAUAAAUCUGACAACAUCCAAUAUAACAGUUUUUAAUUCAACAUUUUAAUAAUAGGUUUAUAUGUUCAUACAUAUAUACACAAAUCAGUUAUACAUUUUGAAAAGCUUGAUUUCUCUUAAAUAACUAUACAAAAUAAUUACCACUUAAAGUCAGUAUUCAAGUCCUUGAAUUGAAUAAUAUAGUACAAACGAAUAUAAAAUAUUUUCUUAUGUAAAUGAAAGCUUACCAAUUUACUGCACUCUAGCCCUUAUCGCAGAUUGUUGUAAAUUUUUAAGUCUUAUUUACUUUUAUACAGAUUUUGCUAAAUUUAUAAGGCGGUGUAGCCAUGGCAGCAGACAUAGGUUUAUUUUAAUGUUUAGAGUUUGGUCAUAAUAAACUCCACAGGUAUAU
Messenger RNA from Zeugodacus cucurbitae (melon fly), 1636 nucleotides. Its product is annotated as dehydrogenase/reductase SDR family protein 7-like. The record is from RefSeq and is a predicted model, not a curated record. The transcript has 6 exons. The coding region runs from base 85 to 1089 and encodes 334 amino acids. Gene Ontology annotation, molecular function: oxidoreductase activity. Lineage: Eukaryota; Metazoa; Arthropoda; Insecta; Diptera; Tephritidae. Gene Ontology annotation, cellular component: membrane.